AUGUGUAAUUCAUCGCUACCAAUCAGCCAAUUUUUAAUUUUUGUUAGGUUAUGAGUUAAGUCGUCCAUUCGAUUUCUAGUCCUUUUAUGUUGACGGGGUACGUUCGUUUUACAUUUUACGUUUAUCUUUAAAGUUUUCAUCCUUAAAUCGACGUCAAAAUGACUCGCAAGCGCCGUAAUGGAGGAAGAUCAAAACACGGCCGUGGUCACGUUAAGCCUGUGCGUUGCACCAAUUGCGCACGCUGCGUACCCAAAGACAAGGCUAUCAAGAAAUUUGUUAUUCGUAAUAUUGUUGAAGCUGCCGCUGUCCGUGAUAUAACUGAUGCUAGUGUAUAUACAUCAUACCAAUUGCCGAAAUUAUAUGCUAAAUUGCACUACUGUGUUUCUUGCGCCAUCCAUUCCAAAGUGGUCAGGAACAGAUCAAAGGCUGACCGUCGCAUCAGGACACCACCAAGCCGUAACUUCCCACGUGGGGAUAACAAUCGUCAAGGAGGACAACCUCAAAGGAAAACGUAAUUCUCAUUGUAUUAUGGGGAUACAAAAUUAUAUUAUACCUUCAUUUAAGAUAUAAAAAUACAUUUUGAUUCUGACGAAAAUAAAAAAUUGUAUUUAUGUUAUCCUAACCUUCCUUUAAUGCUAUGUGAUGGGUACCACAAAUAUUUUAAUUAUUUUUUUGGUAAGUUUAUAUGUUCGUGAUAUUUAUAAAUCAUUUCAUUCUUAUUGCCUGAUUUAAUAUGAUUCUGUAACCAACUCAUCAAAUUUACUAGACAAGAGUAUAUCUCUUAAGCUUUUUCUUAUAUUUUUAAUUUUAAUGCAAGAACUAAUAUGUUAUGAUUUUAAAUCCACUUAAUUUAUUUUUAAAUUUAAAAAUCAAUAAUAAUUAUAGUCUGUCCAGCAAGACAAUGCGAUGAUUCUGAUCAAUCCCCUGCAUUACUAUGUUAUCAAAACUGGUUUGCUUAUGCCUGGGAAUAUGCAAAAGAACUGAUUUGCGUCGGUUUGCGGCGCAUUCUCUCACUGGACAGAGUAUAGAUUUUAAAUAAAGUUGUUUGACAGGCCAAUACCCUUAAAUUGAAGCUGACAGUAAAAUUAAUUACUAAAUGUAUACUUAUACAACAGAUAUAUCACAUAAAUGAGUAAAAUACGUUCUUAAUUUAUGUAUAUAAUAAUUUCUUUAUGACAACUAAUAUGAUUUAUAAUGAUGGACUAGUAAUAUAAAUAAUCCAAUAAAA
Rhopalosiphum padi (bird cherry-oat aphid) is the source of this 1228-nucleotide messenger RNA. RefSeq names its product small ribosomal subunit protein eS26 (gene RpS26). Gene Ontology annotation, cellular component: ribosome; cytosolic small ribosomal subunit. The record is from RefSeq and is a predicted model, not a curated record. Gene Ontology annotation, molecular function: structural constituent of ribosome; mRNA binding. Gene Ontology annotation, biological process: translation. The transcript has 4 exons. The coding region runs from base 159 to 515 and encodes 118 amino acids. Lineage: Eukaryota; Metazoa; Arthropoda; Insecta; Hemiptera; Aphididae.